Molecule: messenger RNA, 1051 nt
Organism: Scomber scombrus (Atlantic mackerel)
Lineage: Eukaryota; Metazoa; Chordata; Actinopteri; Scombriformes; Scombridae
Product: histone H2A.V
Exons: 5
Coding region: 147-533 (128 amino acids)
Cellular component (GO): nucleosome
Molecular function (GO): DNA binding; structural constituent of chromatin; protein heterodimerization activity
Source: RefSeq, a predicted model, not a curated record
CACUGCGAUUGGACAGUGCGGACUCCCCACGUGGGGUCGCAUGGAAAAGAUUUGCGAGAGGGGCUUUAUUGUUUCUUUGCUUUCGGGAGCCCGAAAUUAGUUUGCUAUCUUUACUCAGUUCUACAAUCAAAUAACGAGACGGAAAAAUGGCUGGUGGCAAAGCAGGGAAAGACAGUGGCAAAGCCAAGGCGAAAGCAGUGUCACGCUCCCAGAGGGCUGGACUACAGUUCCCCGUGGGUCGUAUCCACAGGCACUUGAAGACUCGCACAACCAGCCAUGGCCGUGUAGGAGCCACAGCAGCUGUGUACAGUGCUGCUAUCCUUGAGUACCUCACCGCUGAAGUACUAGAGUUGGCGGGAAACGCCUCCAAAGACUUGAAGGUGAAGCGUAUCACCCCCCGUCAUUUGCAGUUGGCCAUCCGUGGUGACGAGGAGUUGGACUCUCUUAUCAAGGCAACAAUUGCUGGAGGAGGUGUCAUUCCCCACAUCCACAAAUCCCUCAUUGGGAAGAAGGGCCAGCAGAAGACUGCAUAGAUGCCAUGUUGACCAGAAAUUUUGGGGCUUGGGUUUUGAUCGGACCAGGAGUUCACAUUUGUUCUUUUUUAUUAUUAAUAUUAUAGCAAACGAAGAGUGAUUGUUAGACUUUGUGUUGUUAUAUUUUCCCAUAACUAGAAAAAAAUUACAGAAAACUCCCUUAAUGAAAAAAAAAAACCCUUUGUAUGUUAUUGUAGAACGUUUGACUGGGGAUUAUUACAAAUGUUGACAGUGAAUUUGUUUGAUUGGCCUCAGACUCUGUUAUGUUUUAUACUGAAAAAAGAAAUUGUUAAAACCAUUUUUUAUAUAAAACUUGUUUUUGUGGUUAUUUCCUUGAAGUUACAAUAUUUACUAUAAUACAAGUUUUUAAGGAGAUAUUUUUUGGACAGCAUAUUAGGUAACAAAAGCUAAAUGUGAGAUGGUGCUUUUUCUUCCUUUUGACUUACUGUAAUAUUAUGAACUGCACAAUGAUAGCGAUGUAUUAAAAGUUGAAUUUUUUACAUCAAAAAAAUGAAAAA